AUUUUCCGGAAAAAAAGUUGUGAUCGUUCAUUUCUACUCCAUCCGGGGAUUUCCACUGAAAUUCAAGAAGCUCAAAACUACCGCAAAACCAGAUACAUGAAACGCAGAGGGAGAAGAGAAAGUAAAACCCUCCAUUGACAGAGAUACGCAGUUUCUGCCUAUACACUAUUCGCGCGGAGGCUGGAGCCACACCAUCAAAGGAUUCCAUGUAUAGAGAUAGACAAGCUAUUUCACACUGACACAAGAGAAGAAGAAAACUGAUUGCUUUUUAACUUUUUCUCCAAUGGCAGAGAAACAAGACUCCACUACAAUUUCAACCACACCACCACGCCCCACCAUAUUGCUGCCGCCGAGGCCUUCUAUGGAUGCCUUUUUCACUGGUGGACUCAGUCCUGGUCCCAUGACUCUUGUCUCCUCUUUCUUCUCUGACAACUACCCCGACUCCGAUUGCCGCUCCUUCUCUCAGCUACUUGCUGGCGCCAUGGCUUCUCCAAUUGCCAGGCCGGCCUUUUUCACUGACACUUCUGUGCCCAAUGAUUAUUCUUCUUCUGUGAAGCAGGAUGGGGCGGAGAAUAAUACUAAUUUGGGGUUUAAGCAGAGUAGGCCUAUGAAUUUGUUGUUGGCUCCUUCUCCACUGUUUACUGUCCCUCCUGGGUUGAGCCCUUCUGGUUUGCUAAACUCGCCUGGGUUCUUUUCUCCUCCUCAGAGUCCCUUUGGAAUGUCCCACCAGCAAGCCUUGGCACAGGUUACAGCUCAAGCUGCUCUAGCUGCUCAAUCUCAUAUGCACAUGCAAGCUCAAUAUCAACCUGCUCCAGUAGCAGCUUCCACGGAGUUAUUGACACACCAUUCAUCCUUUACUACUGGUGAAGCUUCACAGCAGCAGAUGCUGCCUUCAACUUCAGAGCCUCCAAGUUCCAUGGUGGAAUCAUCAGAUCCCUCUCAUUCUGAUAGGAAACAGCAGCCUCCUCUUGCUGUUGAUAAACCAAGUGAUGAUGGCUACAACUGGCGCAAAUAUGGGCAGAAGCCAAUUAAGGGUAGUGAAUAUCCGCGAAGCUAUUAUAAGUGUACACAUCUGAAUUGCCCUGUCAAAAAGAAGGUUGAGCGUUCCAGUGAUGGCCAAAUAACUGAGAUCAUCUAUAAAGGCCUGCACAAUCAUGAACAGCCUCAACCCAAUAAGCGUGCAAAAGAAAAUAGUGACCUAAAUGGAGGUAUAAAUUCUCAGGCUAAGCCUGAACUUAGCUCCCAAGCUCAAGCUGGUAAUAUGAACAAGAGUGAAACAAUAUCAACUCAUUCAGCGCAUGGGAGGGAGCAGGAAUCUACUCAGGUAGAUCUCAUAGAACUACCUGGAUCAAGCGACAGUGAGGAAGCCGGUGAUGGAGCAACAAGAGCAGAACAAGAUGAUGAUGAGCCGAAUCCAAAAAGAAGGCACACAGAUGUUGGGAUAUCUGAGGCUGCUUUACCACACAAGACAGUCACAGAACCUAAAAUCAUUGUUCAAACAAGAAGUGAGGUUGAUCUUUUGGAUGAUGGCUACAGGUGGCGCAAGUAUGGCCAGAAGGUAGUGAAAGGAAAUCCCCAUCCAAGGAGUUAUUACAAAUGUACUAGUGCAGGAUGCAAUGUUCGUAAGCAUGUUGAGAGAGCUGCAGCAGACCCCAAAGCUGUCAUAACUACAUAUGAGGGAAAACAUAAUCAUGAUGUUCCUGCAGCUAGAAACAGCAGCCAUAACUCGGCCAACAACAAUGCUCAGUUGAAACCUCAAAAGGUGGUGACCGAGCAGCAUCCGUUGCUUGAAGGGAUGGACUUUGGAAACAAUGAGCAAAGGCCAAUACUUCUACAACUAAAAGAAGAGGAAAUCACUGUAUAAAUGCUCUCUCUGCUGAUAGCUUCUAGACAAAUCAUGAGGAUGAUUCUUGCCUGCUAACAUGUUACAAUGAAGAAACAUGAGAAGAAAGGAAUGUUAUUUGUAAGUGUGAGAAUUUAGCAGUGAUGGUUAUUUUUAACCCUUUAAUUUUUUACCUUUUUGGAUGAAAAGACCGUUUAUAAGAGAAUGCUGUAUUCGCUACAUGUUCUGUACAAUUAAAUUUGACAAAGUGGCACUGUAUAUGACCGUUCACACUGGAGUGGAGAUGACAAUAACCAAGGUUUGAAUGUAAUUCAACUUCUGUUUAGUUUCUGCUAAUUGAGGCUGUCUCCUGAUGUUCUGUUUAUGCUGAAGGUGUGAAGGACCCAUAUAGAGGCAAAUAUGUAAUCAAUUUACAAAAUUGAGAUCCUGUUGUAUUUUGAACUGGUGAAACCUUGCUCUAAGAGUCGAUCCACUGUCUUAUUUUAUA
Messenger RNA from Hevea brasiliensis (rubber tree), 2330 nucleotides. Its product is annotated as probable WRKY transcription factor 4. The record is from RefSeq and is a predicted model, not a curated record. The coding region runs from base 284 to 1864 and encodes 526 amino acids. The transcript is spliced from 4 exons. Gene Ontology annotation, molecular function: DNA-binding transcription factor activity; sequence-specific DNA binding. Gene Ontology annotation, biological process: regulation of DNA-templated transcription. Lineage: Eukaryota; Viridiplantae; Streptophyta; Magnoliopsida; Malpighiales; Euphorbiaceae.